AUGAAGAAGUCAUGGAGCACAUAUGCUAGGGAAAUGUUGGCAAUUGUGCAUGUAGUAAAGGUGUGGCGGCCUUACCUAUUGAGUCGCAAAUUCACAAUUGUCACGGACCAACAAGCUUUAAGACACUUGAUGAAACAAAAGAUUGUUACUCAUGAGCAGCAAAAAUUUCUUGUGAAGUUUCUUGGAUUUGAGUAUGACAUUAUCUACCAGCUAGGUAUGAAGAAUAAGGUGGUAGUUGCCUUGAGUAGGCGUCAUGGGAGUUCAUUGUUGGAAAUGGAUCAUGGUAGUGAUGAUGAUGAGAUGGUGUCGAGGGUUCCGCAUUUGAUCCUUGAGGGCAGGGAUGUGCUUAAAGAAGGGGAAUGUCACAACCCCUAG
This is a messenger RNA of Carya illinoinensis, 375 nucleotides long. RefSeq lists its product as uncharacterized. The coding region runs from base 1 to 375 and encodes 124 amino acids. The record is from RefSeq and is a predicted model, not a curated record. The transcript has a single exon. Lineage: Eukaryota; Viridiplantae; Streptophyta; Magnoliopsida; Fagales; Juglandaceae.